Messenger RNA from Pantherophis guttatus, 2214 nucleotides. It is a transcript of the gene HSD3B7, whose product is annotated as hydroxy-delta-5-steroid dehydrogenase, 3 beta- and steroid delta-isomerase 7. Lineage: Eukaryota; Metazoa; Chordata; Lepidosauria; Squamata; Colubridae. Gene Ontology annotation, molecular function: oxidoreductase activity, acting on the CH-OH group of donors, NAD or NADP as acceptor. Gene Ontology annotation, biological process: steroid biosynthetic process. The record is from RefSeq and is a predicted model, not a curated record.
AGAAACCGGCCCCAGAGCCAGCGUGGCUGAUCCAUGGGCGAGAGAAGUGGGUCAAUGCGCGAUACGGCCUCUACUCCACCAAUGCCGGGGAAGGGAGGGUAGCUUGUCCUGAACGGAACUUCAACAGUUGGGCGGGGAGCUGACCAGCUAAAGAGAGAAGGCAGCGCUUGCCGAGAAGCAACUUGGGACAGAGUUGCGAUCUUUGCAGAGAAAUCGGACGGUCCGCGGUGGAUUGCAGCAUUUAAAGUGUUGGGCUUGUCUUUGCUGAAACCAGAACUGAAUCCAGGCAAUAAGAAUGCAGAUUCCUGCACAGAUGAGGUUGGCUAGCAAAAACCAGAUCUACCUGGUGACAGGAGGCUGUGGUUUCCUGGGAAAACAUCUGGUUGAAAUGCUUCUGGAACAAGAGCCCAACCUUGCUGAAAUACGGGUCUUUGACUUGCAUCUGGAUCAAAGUAUGCACAGCUGGGACAGAGUGACUCUCAUCCAAGGAGACAUCAGCAAUCCAGAGGAUGUGAAGCCAGCAGUCCAAGGUGCCCAUGUGGUCAUUCACACGGCCGGUCUGGUGGACGUCUGGGGCAGAGUCCCACCUGAGAAGAUCAUGGCAGUUAAUGUGCAAGGAACCAAAAAUGUAAUUGAGGCCUGUGUCAUGCAAGGAGCCCAGUAUCUGAUUUACACCAGCAGCAUGGAGGUUGUAGGACCUAACAUAAAAGGCCACCCUUUCUACAGGGGCAACGAGGACAUGAAAUAUGAGGCCAUCCACCACCAUCCUUACCCACUUAGCAAAGCCAAUGCUGAGCGUCUGGUCAUCGAAGCCAAUGGGCAACUGAUGCCAAACGGGAAGCGGCUAGUCACUUGUGCCCUUCGUCCAACGGGCAUCUAUGGGGAGAACCAUCUGCUGAUGAAGGAGUUUUAUGAGAAAGGGUUGAAGACAAAAAAGUACAUGAUCCGGGCCAUCCCAGCCUCUGUGGAGCAUGGCAGGGUCUAUGUAGGCAACGUGGCUUGGAUGCAUCUCCUGGUGGCUCAGAAGAUCCAAGAGGACCCCUCAACAAUCGGGGGCCAAGCUUAUUUUUGCUAUGAUGACUCUCCAUACAAGAGCUAUGAGGACUUUAACAUGGAGUUCUUGAGGCCGUGCGGCUUCCGCCUCUUGGGGUCCCAGCCUCUGUUGCCAUUCUUUGUCCUCCAUCUGAUAGCUCUGCUCAAUGCUAUCCUACAGUGGCUCCUGAAGCCCUUCCGCAUGUAUGCACCCAUCCUCAAUCCCUACACCCUGAUCGUGGCCAGCACUACCUUCACUGUAAAGACCGACAAGGCCCUGAAACACUUUGGAUACAAACCUUGUUUCACCUGGGAAGAGAGCCGGAAUCACACAAUCAGGUGGCUCCAAGAGGUCGCAGCAGAGAAGCAAGUGGAGAAGUAGGUCCCAGCAAGAAAGGUCAACAUGAAUGGAGUAAUGCUCUAGAGGAAACCUAGUUGGGGAAUGGAAAGCUCCUGACAUUUGCAAUAUCAAACUAUGGCCUUAUGUUGACUGGUUUGAGACGAUGAUGUUAGAUAUUUUUACAAUAGCUACCUUUGCUCUUAGGUGACCUUUGGAAGCAGGCCUACAGCUUUGCAAGAAUGGGUGGACCUUGUUUCUCCAGGUGGAAAUGUCAAAUACCAAAGAAAUAUGUUUUAGAUUUCGGUUGAGUAUAUCAGUGUCUCAUUCUCAACUGGACAAGGGCUUUUUUUUUCCAGCCAAAGUCCCAAACAGUUUUCAGAAUGACUUUUGAUGAUAAUCUUCACUGUUUCCAUCAUGCCAUACAUUCGAACCUACCUGGUUCAAUUUCUUACAUCUAUCCCAGUGUGUUUAUUGGUGUUGCAUACUUCAAAGAUUAUCCGGAAGGCAGCAAUGUCCAGCUCAUCUUCUACCAUUCCUUAGCUUUGAAAGAUGGAUUGUUGAUUAAUUCCAUGUCACUACAGACCAGUUCCAUGUUUUUCUUCCUACCUCAAUGACCUCUAAGUGCAGUAAGGUUCAUGUUUUUGAUGUAAUCUAACUAGUCACUAGUUAUCUGAGUAAGCCGAUAGACUCUUAAGUAUGAAAGGAGACUAAGAUGCUAUCCUAUGAUUUUCUAGCCACAAUUAUCUUAUAUGACUUGUGCAAUAGAAAUGUAUGACUGGAAAGCCUCCUUGAUGGCCAACAAUUAAGUUAAACAAGCAAAUAAAUAUAUCAUAUUCUCAUGA